GUUAUUUUGCUUUUGUUUUAUAUUAUUUUGAUCCGGUUUAAUGGCGGGCGUCGGGAAAUCAUCCAGCAAGAUUAAUAAAAGAGAAACAAGACCACCGACACCAUCAGAUAAGAAGACUGCGAGAGGCAGUGAGGAGAUCUCAUCAUCAUCAUGUGGGGUUGAGGAAGAUCACAGUCCCAUUCUGAAUGGAGAUGAUAUCCAGAGUCUGACCAUCAGAGCAGAAGACCUGGAGAGUUUGCAUGUCCCUAAACCACCUACAGAUCCCCAGAAGUCCAAAUCAAUGACCCGAGUUUAUGUCCGUAAGAAACGCCCACCAGAUGAGGUUGGCAGGAUGGUCAGGGUCACGGUAGCGAGACCCCUCCCACAGGAAACUGCACCACAGCCGUUUGACUAUGCAGGUCCCGGAGGGCCGCGGUUUGACACAAAGGGGAUGCUGCUGCCGCACAGUAUUCUAGGAACCCUGGAGGAUUUUAGGACAGAGAUGGAGAUCAGAGGAGAGACAGAGCUGGUCAAGCGGAUUCCAGAGCAAAAGGAACUGCCCCUUCUUGUGGUGGAGAAUGAGAGGUACAACGACAAAGCCAAAGAUCCUUCAGGAACUGUGUGGAAUCAACAGUACCACGCCCUUCAGCACUGGUACCGCCACAUGACGGAGAGACGCAGACAGCAGGACUUCAUCUCCCGGUUACUGCAGAAGCCAGUGGACACUCUAUUGAUGAAUCAGUCAAACACAUUCAGACAGAUGCAAGAGCAGAGGUAUCUGAUCAGUAGAGGACUGCCCGCUCUACACGCAGGACAUGGUCAACGUGUAGGGAGUGAGUUCUGGAGUCUUCCACAGCGGUUUGGAGACGAGCUGAGUGGAAUAACAGCCACUCUCACCCAAACCGAGCAGGGAAACCCUCCACCCAUCACUCGAAUCGGACAGCCGUACACCACACGUCUGGAGUCAGGUAAUGUGAUGUCUGAUGCAGUAAACAGCGGCUGGGAUCAGAGUGUGUAUCUGCAACAGCGUCGCCAUAAGCUUAAAGAUAUACAGAGAGACAUUGACUUCAGUGCACCUGAUGUUGAUGGAUUGGAGGUGCUCGGAUCUGCUCAGCGAUUCACCUCAACAUCCGUGAGGCCUUCACCUCCACCAGACAAGAGAGAAGAGCAGGAUGAAGAGCAGAAAGAAAACGAAGAUCCUCUGGUGUUUUCCGCUGACGUCAUCACGGACGUCGAGAUGGUUCCAUGUCUGAGGUUUUGUGGAGAACUGGCUCGCUGGACCGGGAGCAUUUCCUCCCAGCAGGGACAGGAGGGUAUUUCCACAAGAUUGGGAUUUGAGACAGUAACCGGAGAAAGUGUGACCGCUGAUCUAGAACUGAAGAAUGAGGGAAGUACUGUGAUUUACUACAGCUGGGAGAAACUCCACCAAACAUACACACAUACUCAACACUUCUACUUCAACAACACGACAGCGGUGAUUUUACCCGGCAGCACCAAACGCAUUACAUUUAUCUUUAAGAGUGUGCGUGCGGGCAUCAUGACUGAAGUCUGGCGUCUCAACACACACCCUGUGCUGAUGGGCGGAGCCUCACUGCAGGUCAAACUGAGGGGCGUGGCCUUAGAUACUGACAACACAGCAGAUCAGAGAGCCGCACUGGAGAGGGAGCUCCAGCAUAAGGCAUCAGUAUCGUUGUGUCGAUGUCUCGUCGGUGAGCUGGUUAAAGGUGUUUGUACUCCAGAAAGGCCGAGUUCACCUGACGAUCUGUACAUCACAGAUGAAGAGCGAUUCCAAACACACAACCCUAACUUGCAGUACCACCGUGAGCUUGUGGAGGCGCUGCAGGGGUUAUGGCAGCAGGUCAACGGGUCAGGACGGGCUGAUGGCACACACACACCUGUGUGGGAUCUGUCAUUAAACACACUCAGACAGAUCGUGCUGUCUGUGCCAGAGACAGAUGGGUUGAGCAGAGAGACACAUCUGACUCAAUAUAACUCACUGAUGCUGCAGCUACAGACGCCACACAUUCACACAACACCCGUAACACCACACAACAUCAGUGUGCAGUUCUGGAGGGAGCUGUUGGAUAGUUUGGUCAGUGAGUCUGUGCGGUUGAGGAACACAUUGGGACUUCCUGAGAACAACACCUGGAGUGACACAACACAAGAACACAACACAGAAGAGAAGAUGGUGAAAGAGGAGGCAGAGGAGAAGAGAGGAGGAACUCGACUCACUGGGAAAGACAAACCUGUGGUGGAAUGUGAGAGUGUGAAGAUGAACGUGGCGAGGAGGACAGAUGCAGAAGAGAGAGGGUCCAGCUCUACACUACAGCACAUAUACAGACGACUGCUGUACACACAGGUGUAUAUUCUAAUGGAGAGAAUGGUGGAUUCUCUGUGUGAUCUUCUCGAUGAACAAACUCAACAAGAACCUCAAACAACAAUUUAACACAUUAUUUCUUCUCUCGUUGUAUUAGCUCUGAAAUGUC
Xyrauchen texanus (razorback sucker) is the source of this 2465-nucleotide messenger RNA. It is a transcript of the gene mycbpap, whose product is annotated as mycbp associated protein. The transcript is spliced from 18 exons. The record is from RefSeq and is a predicted model, not a curated record. Bases 41 to 2425 code for a protein of 794 amino acids. NCBI's taxonomy places the organism in Eukaryota, Metazoa, Chordata, Actinopteri, Cypriniformes, Catostomidae.